Molecule: messenger RNA, 3148 nt
Organism: Salarias fasciatus (jewelled blenny)
Lineage: Eukaryota; Metazoa; Chordata; Actinopteri; Blenniiformes; Blenniidae
Gene: wdr31
Product: WD repeat domain 31
Exons: 10
Coding region: 291-1358 (355 amino acids)
Molecular function (GO): protein binding
Source: RefSeq, a predicted model, not a curated record
CGCUGCUGGUCGCUACGGAGGGAGGGGCCACUCUGCUGGAGUUAAAACUCACUUUAUCUGCACUUUUUUAUCGCUCUCAGGGCACAGAGACAGGAUGGCAGUCCGCGGGAAAGCCUUUUCAGUUGUUUCAGCGACUACUCUACAAGUGUUUACCGCUUUAGUGCUCUGAAGUCCCUUAGCAUGACAGAUAAAGAUUAGUUAGCAUGCUAGCCAGCUAGCUGCCCAGCCUCCAGCAUCACCUAGUGACCACACCUGCCAGAGACAGAGUGGCUGUGGGUUCCUAGGCAGACAUGGGCAAACUACAGAGCAAGUUUCGAAAGAGGUCCGAGUUAUACAGGGCCUCUCAGGGGGAAAAGGCCGAUAAUGCAUUUGACAGUCAGGUGGUGCAGUACGAGCCUGCCCAUCAUGGAUCCAUCAACACUGUGACCAACCUCAGCCCUGAUCUCUGUGUUUCUGGUGGGACCGACCAGGCUGUGGUGGUGUAUGACUGGAAACAAGGCAGGAUGUGUCAGUCCUUCCAGGGUCACAACCGAGAGGUUACCAAGGUGGUGUGUUAUCCUGGCAGUACAUGGAUUUUUAGUGCCUCGCGGGACAAGACUGUUCUGAUGUGGGACCUGAACCAGGGAGAUGAGCACAUUCAGGAAUAUUGCGGACAUGAGUUGGUGGUCAAUGGACUGGCUAUCAGCCCUGAUGGGAGACAGCUCUGCACAGGCUCUCGAGACAACUGGAUGUGCCUGUGGGAUAUAGAAUCUGCAAAAUGUGCACAGAGACACAACAUCUCUCGAAACCUGGUGACUCACGUGUGUUGGGUGCCAGCCAGCUCCUCCAUAGUGCAGACCUCUGAAGAUAAGACCAUAAGGGUGUGGGACAGCCGUUCUUGGCAGGUAACCAACACCUUCCCAGCAAAGCAGUACAUCCAGACCCACUGUGACGUCUCUCCCAAUGGUUACUCCUUGGUGUCCAGCAGUAAUGGCUUCGGAGGCCAGGGCUGUGAGGCCACGCUCUGGGACCUCCGUCAGCCGGGCUGUAAAGUGGUGGAGUACCGAGGCCACCUCCAGACCACGGCCUGCUGCGUGUUUCUGCCGACGCCUCCCGGCGGGACACCUCGGGUAGCGACCUCCUCUCACGACAGCUCAGUCAAAAUCUGGGAUCAGAAUACUGCAGUCUGCUUGGGGACGUUGUCUCUGGAUGGUGCUGGUCCGCUGGUUUCUCUCGCUCCCAGUGAUUUCACCAACCUUCUCUGUGCCAGCUUCAACUCAGGCCUCCACCAUGUCCAGGUGGACCAGGGAUCGCCUCAGGCUCAGAGUCCUGGUGCCGGAUCAGGUGGACUGGACCUUAAAGUUUUGGCUCGUUUCUGACAGCCCAGAAGCGACUCACACACUCCAUCAACCAGCAGCGUCACUGAAUGUGGACACCGUGACUUUCUUUUCUUGUCUUUUGUUAUACUUUGACUUAUUCCUGCAGAUAUUUUUGCUUUUUUAGACUCCCAUACGAUGUAGAAUGACAGAAGAGUUCAAUGAGACACAGGCCGGCGUGAUGUGUUUGCAGGAUACUUCUUUUAUACAACAGAAAAACUCAAAGAUGACCUUCAGUGAUCAUGUUUGAAGCUGUGGUUGAUUUAACCUAUAAAGAGGUCUCCUCUCUUCCUCUUGAUUAUUGAUAAAAUGCCACUUCGUUCAGCAAAACAUACCAUAGGGGAAAACGGUCCCUCUAAGACAGAGGUUUCACAUUUGUUGACCCUGGAGAAAAACCACCAGACCUCAAAUUUACUGGAAGUUUUCUUUUGUUUUUGGACAAUUUCUUACAUGAACAGCAAGCUGUCAGUUCCAGCUGACACUAAGGUAGGCGCUACUACAAAUUUGGUUAAGACAGCAGGAGAACUAACAGUUGAAACCACAUGCUGUGCUUACUGAACCACUGAAGAAAAGCCAACAAUGUGUUUUUUUUUUUAUACUGACAAGAUACAGCUAAACCUUUUUGGUUUUAGUAUGUUCAAAAAAAGUUGUAAAGUCACAUGAACAAAAUAAUGCACUGAUAAUAUUCAUUAGUUUUUACUCUAGUUUGUACCUGGAGAGUCUGACAGGAAAUGAAAGUAUGUGGCGUCAGAUUGUAUCAACUUAUUUUUCAUCUAGAUUUCAGGUGAUUAAAGGCCCCUAUAAUGACUGAAUCUGAUGUUUUCUAACAAAAUUUUGCAUCAAUACAGUAGCAACAUGUGCAUGCAUGUAGAGAGUUGUAAUAUGGGUGCAUUUGGAUUUGUACAUGCCUGCUGAUACUUGUGCGUGCGUUCAGGAUGUUUUCAUAUCAAUCAUGAGAUUUGUGCCCUUUGAUAUUUUCGUGGGUGCGUGCACAGAAAUGUAUGCACACACAGGUUUGUGUGUGCAUAACAGUGAUAGUGUAUGUGGAAUGAGAUCUGUCAAUGCGUGAUAUAAUGUGUCACAUACAGUAUGUGUGGUGUGUGCAUACUAAGGUUUACGUUUGCCUGAAAGGACCUGUUGUCUGGGUUGGCUAUCUUGACAUGUCACAUGAUCUUACUGGUUUGAAUCUGGUACUAAGUAGUCUGCACUAUGUCAAUUGAGCUUUAGCCUUCAAGUCGCUCUGUAUUAGUGCUCAGUGAUUUUAAAUAUAACAAUACCAGAUUUGUAGAAAAUAUGGUCAGACAAAAGCGGGUCUACGAGUUCGGACGAAAGACAAAAAGCCCAGAUUUUUUAACACGACGGUUGCAAAUUCCACUGGGUACCCAUACAUUGCACACUAACACAUUUUGCCAUGCACAUAUAAAUGUCGUGUAUGCACAAAUCAAAAUACAGACUGUACAAAAUGUCAGUAUGAACACGUGAAUAUUAUGUUUUCACAAAUUCACUCAUGAAGACAAACAUAACUCUACACACCAGUCGUUUUGUUACUAUCGUAGCUACUAAAUAGUUCAAAAGCUGUGGAUAGGGGAUGCUUUGUGUUAAUAGCCUAUGUAUUUCAAUUUGAAGUUUACUAUGCAAGUAUGUAAUGUCCUUUUUUGAUAAAAUACUCCUGAAAAUUACAUAUGGAAAUAAAAUAAAUCUUUGCAAAUAAAAACGUUGCUUGAACACUUACCUGUUACUUCAGAUUUGUUGACUCUGUACUUCAAAGAUGACAAGAAAACAAAACUGUGAUU